Messenger RNA from Dentiscutata erythropus, 162 nucleotides. Lineage: Eukaryota; Fungi; Glomeromycota; Glomeromycetes; Diversisporales; Gigasporaceae. The record is from the annotation of a GenBank genome assembly.
AUGCCUUCAAGAAAUCUUCUAAGCUACUUUGAACUAGUCCAAUAUCUUUAUAUAAGAAAAGCAGCUGCAAGACAGGAUUCACAUAGCUAUAAAGAGAAUCAAUACACAAUGGGCACUACUACUUCAAAGAAGAAAAGGGAUCCUUGUAUUGUUGACACAGCC